Peromyscus eremicus (cactus mouse) is the source of this 2404-nucleotide messenger RNA. It is a transcript of the gene Nuak1, whose product is annotated as NUAK family kinase 1. Bases 398 to 2386 code for a protein of 662 amino acids. Gene Ontology annotation, molecular function: ATP binding; protein serine/threonine kinase activity; tau-protein kinase activity. NCBI's taxonomy places the organism in Eukaryota, Metazoa, Chordata, Mammalia, Rodentia, Cricetidae. The transcript is spliced from 7 exons. Gene Ontology annotation, cellular component: cytoplasm. Gene Ontology annotation, biological process: intracellular signal transduction; protein phosphorylation; microtubule cytoskeleton organization. The record is from RefSeq and is a predicted model, not a curated record.
CUCCCCUCCCGCCCCGCCCCGUCUGCGCGUCCUCCUGGCGCGGGGGCGGGGGGCGCGGCGCCCCACAUAACACUCCCCUCCCGGCGCGCGGAGCCACCCUCUCCCCACCUCUCGAGAACACCACCGCCUCCCCUGACACCGCCGCCACCUCGCCGGACGCUCGGCAGAUUGCGGCGGCCGGCCCGGGGGGCGGUGCGCCGAGCGUGCGCGCCCGGGGCGCCAGAUGUGCAGUCUCCGCCGCCGCUAGUGACCCAGCGGCAGCCCGAGCCAGGUCCGGUUGUCUCAGCCAUGCUGCGGGGGCGACCUUGAACGCACCCUGGUUUCCCUCAGCGGGGACCACUCUGAGCCCCUGUGCUGGGUCCUGCCCUCUCCAGCCCGGCUCGCCCCGCGCUCGGACAUGGAAGGGGCCGCAGUGCCUGCGGCAGGGGAUGGCCCUGAUGUGGAGCCGGGGCCGCAGGGCUCUCUGCGGGAGGCGGCGGCCGGGGCGACUGCAGCCCCAGCGGAGCCCAAGAAGCCGCACGGGGUGAAGCGACAUCACCACAAGCACAACUUGAAGCAUCGCUAUGAGCUGCAGGAGACCCUGGGCAAAGGUACCUACGGCAAAGUCAAGCGAGCCACCGAGAGGUUUUCAGGUCGAGUGGUUGCUAUAAAAUCCAUCCGUAAGGACAAAAUUAAGGAUGAACUAGACAUGGUUCACAUCAGACGAGAAAUUGAGAUCAUGUCAUCCCUCAACCAUCCUCAUAUCAUCAGUAUUUAUGAAGUGUUUGAGAACAAAGAUAAGAUUGUGAUCAUCAUGGAAUAUGCCAGCAAAGGAGAGCUGUAUGAUUACAUCAGCGAGCGGAGACGCCUCAGCGAGAGGGAGACCAGACACUUCUUCAGGCAGAUUGUGUCUGCUGUGCAUUAUUGCCACAAGAAUGGUGUGGUCCACCGGGACUUGAAGCUGGAGAAUAUACUGCUUGAUGACAACUGCAAUAUUAAGAUCGCUGACUUUGGGCUUUCCAACCUGUACCAGAAGGACAAGUACUUGCAGACGUUUUGUGGGAGCCCACUCUACGCAUCUCCUGAGAUUGUCAAUGGGAGGCCUUACCGAGGGCCAGAGGUGGACAGCUGGGCCCUGGGUGUCUUGCUUUACACUCUCAUUUAUGGAACGAUGCCCUUCGAUGGUUUUGAUCACAAAAACCUCAUUCGACAGAUCAGCAGCGGAGAAUACCGGGAACCCACUCAGCCCUCAGAUGCCCGAGGACUCAUUCGGUGGAUGCUCAUGGUAAACCCGGAUCGCAGGGCCACCAUCGAGGACAUUGCCAACCACUGGUGGGUGAACUGGGGCUACAAGAGCAGUGUCUGUGACUGUGAUGCCCUCACUGACUCCGAGUCGCCGCUCUUGGCACGGAUCAUUGAUUGGCACCAUCGUUCCGCCGGGCUGCAGGCUGAGGCUGAAGCCAAGAUGAAGGGCCUGGCCAAACCCGGAGCCUCUGAGGUUGUGCUGGAGCGGCAGCGGUCGCUGAAGAAGUCCAAAAAGGAAAAUGACUUUCCCCCAUCUGGCCAGGACGCCGUACCUGAAAGCCCAUCCAAGCUGAGUUCCAAGCGGCCCAAGGGAAUUCUGAAGAAACGGAGCAACAGUGAGCAUCGCUCCCACAGCACCGGCUUCAUCGAAGGCAUCGUGGGCCCCACCUUACCGUCUCCUUUCAAAAUGGAGCAAGAUUUGUGCCGGACUGGCAUCCCCCUCCCCAGUUCCCCUGAGGCAGAGAUGUCAGGGAAGCUCAGCCUCAAACAGUCAGCCACGAUGCCCAAGAAAGGCAUCUUGAAAAAGACCCAGCAGAGGGAAUCUGGUUAUUACUCAUCCCCGGAGCGCAGCGAGUCUUCAGAGCUGCUGGACAGUAAUGACGUCAUCAUCGGCAGUGGCCUCUCUUCCCCUUCCUCGGAGGCAGCCCGGGGGACUUCCCACAGCCUGUCCUGCCGGAGGAAGGGCAUCUUGAAACACAGCAGCAGGUACUCCGAUGGUGCCACGGACCCUGCCCUCGCCGGCCCCGAAAUGCCCACACUGGAAUCCUUGUCAGCUCCGGGUGUCCACCCUGACGGCGUCUCCCGGAGCUACAGCCGCCCGUCCAGUGUCAUCAGCGAUGACAGUGUCCUGUCCAGUGACUCUUUUGACUUGUUAGAUCUCCAGGAGAAUCGUCCUGCCCGCCAGCGCAUCCGCAGCUGCGUCUCUGCUGAAAAUUUCCUCCAGCUUCAGGACUUUGAGACCCCCCACAACCGGCCCCGGCCCCAGCACCUGAAGCGGUACCGGAACCGGCUGGCAGACAGUAGCUUCUCCCUCCUCACUGAUAUGGACGAUGUGACUCAGGUGUAUAAAAAAGCCCUGGAGAUCUGCAGCAAGCUCAACUAGCCCCUCAGGGCGCAGAGG